AUGUCCUUCGCCCGCGUUGCCCUCGUCACCGGCGCCUCCCGCAGCAUAGGUCGCGCCAUCGCUCUUAGGCUCGCUGACGACGGCCUCAACAUCGCCCUGAACGACCUUCCGUCUGCGAUGGAGCGGCUGGAGGGCGUGCGGGGUGACAUCGAAGAGAGAGGAAGGAAGGCGUUCACUGUUCUCGCCGAUGUAUCGUCCGAGCCUGAUGUCAAGCGCAUGGUUGAUGAUACGGCGAUGGUCGCCAAUGCCGGAGUCCUGAUCUACAAGAAAUGCGUGGAUACCACCGUCGAGGACUAUCACCGUUUGCACAGCGUCAACAGUCUCGGGCUCUUCCUGUGCUAUCAACAUGCCGCGCUGAAGAUGCAGGAGCUUGGGAACAAGAGCGGCCGUAUCAUCGGUGCUUCGUCGGGUGCUGGUCGAGUAGGCCAUCCAAUGACCGGCGUGUAUAGCCAGACGAAGUUCGGCGUUCGUGGAUUGACGCACGCCUUUGCAGCAGAGCUGGCUUCGACAGGGAUCACUGUGAAUUGCUAUUGUCCGGGUUGGGUAGACACCGACGUGGUACGCGCUGUCGCAGAAAAGUCUGGUGACGUAGACGCACUAUAUGGAACUGCAAAAGCGAGGACACCCGUCGGGCGCCUUGGUCAACCAGAAGACAUCGCGAACGUGGUUUCCUUCCUUGCUUCUCGCGAGGCCGACUUUAUCACCGGCUCGGGGAUCGACGUGAACGGCGGGAUUGUGAUGAACUGACUGAGCAUGGAUGAAAGGCAGAUGGCGGAAUAUACUACCAGUUGGGUACAAUAGCAGAGGAUGACACAGUCAGAUCCCCCAG
Molecule: messenger RNA, 829 nt
Organism: Schizophyllum commune H4-8
Lineage: Eukaryota; Fungi; Basidiomycota; Agaricomycetes; Agaricales; Schizophyllaceae
Product: NAD(P)-binding protein
Exons: 10
Coding region: 1-747 (248 amino acids)
Molecular function (GO): oxidoreductase activity
Source: RefSeq, a predicted model, not a curated record